This is a messenger RNA of Temnothorax curvispinosus, 1429 nucleotides long. RefSeq lists its product as uncharacterized. Bases 208 to 1179 code for a protein of 323 amino acids. The transcript has 2 exons. The record is from RefSeq and is a predicted model, not a curated record. NCBI's taxonomy places the organism in Eukaryota, Metazoa, Arthropoda, Insecta, Hymenoptera, Formicidae.
GAGAGAGAGUGGAAUAUUGAGAACACGACGUAUAUUCCGCAUUCUACAUGUGUCAAAACGAGAAAUUUAAUUUAUAAUCUACAUUAAUGAGAGGUACGAACGCAAAUAACUCUAAAUAGCUUUCCACGAACGAAAUGAAAAGCGAAGAUACGAAUGAUCGGAAUGAUAGAUUAAUCAAUAUCAAGGAUCUAUCUAACGUACUCUAGAAUGUCAGUGACAGGGAGUAGUGGGGAGUUGAUACAAAAAGCAUUUCUUAAAUUGACUGAAAAUUAUAUCCAACACGGAGCUGUGAUAAACGAUUUAAAAUCCAUUACUAUGACUAUUAAUGCGAAAGAUGCCAAGAAUCGUAACUUUGCAACGCGGUCGAAGAAAUUGCUGGUGUUGCUAUUCGUGCCAGUUCUUUGUGGUAUAUUUAAUAGAUAUUUUAACACAAAUGUAAUUAAGAGUUUUCAAGGAACUCGAUGCUUACUGCCAAAUAAUUAUCUCGUAUGGGAGUUCACGAGACCGUUAACGAAUUGCGAUUACUGUCGCGACAUUGAAGCGCCAUUAAUCUUGCCAAAUUUGACCAAAGAAGAAUUUCGCACUUAUUCCUAUUCAUCCCGACCUAUGAUAAUAAAGAAAGCAGCCUGUACGUGGCCUGCGCGUAAAGAAUUUACUCUGGAAUUCUUUCGGAAUUUGUACGAGCGUAUCGAGGGUGCCUACGAGUCGGUAGAAGAGGAAUGCCAGUUUUUACAUUUUAAAAGUAACUUCGCGAACCUGCGCCAAGUAUUUGCGAUGAGCGAAGAUCGAGCGUUACAUCGAGAGGGCGAAGAUCCCUGGUAUGUCGGUUGGAAAAAUUGCCAUCCACAGAUUCUAGAUGCCAUGAAGCACUUUUACAACGUACCUCACUUCCUGCCGGAUGACGCGGAAAUUCCGUACAGCAAUUAUAUUUUCAUGGGCUUUGAGGAAGGUGCCGUUAUGCACCUGGAUUACAUAUCGAGACUCAUGUGGCAAGCGCAGAUAACUGGUAGCAAAACGUGGAUCGUAGCUCCAACGCCGGAAUGCGAUAGCGAAUGUAAAUCUUUCAAAUUCUCCGUCGAUGUAACGGAUGUUGUACUGUUGGAUACGCGGAUUUGGUAUCACAGUACUCAUAUCGAAAACGGAAAUCUUAGUUUGACAGUCACCGCCGAGUACGGGUAGACUUUUAAAGCUUUUUUACGCAUCUCAAGAGCGUAUGUCUAUAACAAAUAUCUACAAAAAUUGCUUGGAUAGGAUUCUAGGCAGUUUGUUUUUUAUCCUUUUGUGAAUAUUGAUUGGAAAAAUUGGUUACAAUAUACGUUAUUUCAUAUCCAAUAUUACGUUAUAUUCGAUGCUAACAUAUUUUAUUAUACAUUGCUAUCUCACGGAAUAAAAUUAUAUUGUUAAACAGGAAGAUUAUAAAUUGAACGCA